Molecule: messenger RNA, 1014 nt
Organism: Balaenoptera ricei (Rice's whale)
Lineage: Eukaryota; Metazoa; Chordata; Mammalia; Artiodactyla; Balaenopteridae
Gene: HCFC1R1
Product: host cell factor C1 regulator 1
Exons: 3
Coding region: 359-781 (140 amino acids)
Source: RefSeq, a predicted model, not a curated record
ACGAGACCGGAAGUGCUGGCGAGCGCCUCCUUUUCGCGGCGCGUCACCUACCCAACACCGCUGGCCGGCCCGGCGUGAAGGCGGCCGCCGCGUAACCCGAGUCCCAGGAGCGGAGGUGACCACCGAGAAGGUCCCAACACUAAGUGGCGCCCUCCUCAACGCCACUACGCCACGUCCCCUCCCCUACCCCGCUAAACCGACCCGCCUUCCAGUCGCGUGCCGUCCGUCUUCCGCGCCUGCGUGGAACCUGGCCGCGCGCGCGCGCCUAAAGCCACGCCCCACGCGUUGGCCACGCCCUCGGAGGCUCCGCCCCUGUCGCCCGGAUCCCACCCCUCUGCUCGCAGGACCCCGAACCCCAAUGAUCCUGCAGCAACCCCUGGAGCGAGGCCCCCAGGGUCGGGCCCAGCGCGACCCGCGGGCCGUCUCAGGGGCGUCCCGAGGCCUGGACGCGAGGUCUCCAUCAGACUACCUCUCCUCUGAAUAUCCCAGCCUGCCUGCCUCCCCGUCUCUCCCCAGGGAGCCCCUGCGCAAGCAGUUCCUGUCUGAGGAGAACAUGGUCACCCACUUCUCUCGACUCAGCCUGCACAAUGACCACCCUUACUGCAGCCCCCCCAUGGCUUUCCCCCCAGCUCUGCCCCCACUCAGAAGCCCUUGCUCUGAGCUGCUUCUCUGGCGCUACCCUGGGAACCUGAUCCCUGAGGCGCUCCGGUUGCUGAGGCUGGGGGACACCCCCACCCCCCACUACCCUGCAACCCCAGCUGGGGACAUAAUGGAGCUCUGAGUGCUGGGGGGCAGUGCCCCUGCCCACCUUCCUUCUUCCCCACAACAGGGGAGGCCAGCACUCCCACAAAGGGACCAGCUGCCCUGCUUUUCCUCCAGACCAGGCCUCUGGGCACCAGGACCUUCCCCCAACAGAGGACACUGAGCCCCACGGAGCCCUGGGGUGGGAGGGGCAGGAGCAUGGGAAGGGAGCCGUGCCCUCCCCAGAGAACUGAAUAAAGAUUGCUGAGCAAA